AUGGGCCGGGGAGGAGAGGGCGGGCCGACUGCCGGCCUGCCGCGCAAGAUGUCCUUCGAGAAGCUGAAGGAGAUCGGCGGCAACGUGAAGCAGGACCUCAUCGUCCUCAAGUCGAUGUGGUUCUCGCGUAGCAAGGGCGAGGAUCACGCCUCGCGCCUCGAGUCGUUCUACAGCCCGCAGGCGCAUGCAUACGACAGGUUUCGCGCCAGUUUUCUGUGGGGCCGGCAGCCCAUGCUGGCCACCACCUCAGCCCGCAUACGCGACGUGGAGGACGCCGUGUGGGUCGACCUGGGCGGCGGCACCGGGGAGAAUGUGGACAUGAUGUCUGAGUACAUUCCUCUCAAGCACUUCAAGGCCAUCUACAUCGUGGACCUGUGCCACUCGCUGUGCGAGCAGGCCAAGAAGAAAGUGGAGCAGAAAGGCUGGAAGAAUGUGUAUGUGGUGGAGGCUGACGCAUGCGAGUUUGCACCCAGCACCAAGGCGGACCUUGUAACCUUCUCCUACUCACUCUCAAUGAUACCCCCAUUCCACUCCGCUGUGGACAAGGCCAUCUCCUACCUUAGCAAGAGUGGCUACGUAGGCGUCUGCGACUUCUAUGUUUCGAGUAAAUACGAUCUCCCCCUGCGGCAAAUGAGCUGGUUCAGAAGGUUCUUCUGGAGGUCCAUAUUUGACACGGACAACAUCGACAUCGGCCCUGAGCGACGGAAUUAUUUGGACCACAACAUGGAGCGAGUGUGGGAGUACAAUGGGCAGGGUUCGAUUCCUUAUGUCCCCUACCUGCGAGCCCCCUGGUAUGUCUGGGUCGGCAGAUUGAAGGACGCCCAUGCAGGCUACACCGACCACGAGGCCAAGGUGGAGGCACCACCCCUGUUUCCGCCCACCUUCCUGUACAACAUGUCAUGGGAGGACCCUGAAGCAGACAUGGAUGUACUGGAGCUGAGCGAGAAUGACAGGCUGCUGACACUCACCAGCGGCGGCUGCAACUCCCUCAACCUGCUGCUCCAAGGCGUCAAGGAGGUUGUGUCGGUUGACUGCAACCCUGCCCAGACGGCACUCCUGGAGCUUAAGGCCACUGCCAUUGCACGGCUGCCCUACGAGGACGUCUGGAAGAUGUUUGGCGAGGGACGCCACCCACAGAUCGACCGGAUCUACAGGCACCAUCUUGCGCCCUUCAUGACAGAAGUUUCCAACAAAUUCUGGAACAACAAGCUUUACCAUUUUGAGAGGGGCCUGUACUACAGUGGAUGCAUGGGAAAGCUCUGCUGGGCAUUCCGGAUUCUGUGCAGCCUGUGUGGGAUGACAGGCACGAGGUUGCGCCUGGCUAAUGCCAAAACCCUUGAGGAGCAGCGGGAGAUCUGGAACAAGAUCUGGAUGGUGCGCUUCUUCAAGUACGGGCCCCCCUUCCUGGUGUGGAUCGUGCUCAAGUUCCUGACUUGGAUCUUCCUGAAUCGGUUCGUGCUCUGGUUUGGAGGCGGUGUGCCCACGAAACAGUAUAAGCUCAUCCAGAAGGAUGGCAUCUCCAUAUCCAGCUACCUGGCAAGGACGUUUGAUGGUGUGGCGCAGCACUCCCACUUGCGCACGCACAACCUGUUCUACUACAGCCAACUGAUGGGCAGGUACAACAAGGAGAGCUGCCCCGAGUACCUGAAGGAGGCCAAUUUUGAGAGGCUCAAGGCGGGCCUGCUGGCCAACCUGACAAUCAGCACGGGCUUCUUCAAUGACGAGCUCAAGGCCAGGAAGUACACCAAGGUGAUCCUGAUGGACCACGUGGACUGGAUGGACCCGGAGGCCGCCCAGAACGUGGUGCAGCUCCUCGGCCGCCAGGUGCUGCCUGGGGGCCGCGUCAUCUGGCGCUCGGCCUCGCUGUGCCCGCCCUACGUCGCCAUGAUGGAGUCCGCGGGCUUCGACGUCAAGUGCGUGCAGCGCGCUGACAGACCCGACUGCUACUACAUGGACCGAGUGAACAUGUACAACAGCUUCUACGUUGCAGUCAGGAGGGCCUCGCUGGGGGGCGGCAACUGA
This is a messenger RNA of Ostreobium quekettii, 2022 nucleotides long. The record is from the annotation of a GenBank genome assembly. Lineage: Eukaryota; Viridiplantae; Chlorophyta; Ulvophyceae; Bryopsidales; Ostreobiaceae.